Messenger RNA from Sorex fumeus (smoky shrew), 881 nucleotides. RefSeq names its product sodium channel modifier 1 (gene SCNM1). Gene Ontology annotation, biological process: RNA splicing. The coding region runs from base 17 to 706 and encodes 229 amino acids. NCBI's taxonomy places the organism in Eukaryota, Metazoa, Chordata, Mammalia, Eulipotyphla, Soricidae. The record is from RefSeq and is a predicted model, not a curated record. The transcript is spliced from 7 exons. Gene Ontology annotation, cellular component: nucleus.
GGGGAUCGCCGGCGUGAUGUCGUUCAAGCGAGAAGGGGACGACUGGAGUCAGCUGAAUGUGCUCAAAAAACGACGAGUCGGGGACCUGCUGGCCAGUUACAUCCCGGAGGACGAGGCGCUGAUGCUGCGGGAUGGCCGCUUUGCUUGUGCCAUCUGUGCCCACCGACCUGUACUGGACACCCUGGCUAUGCUCACCGCCCACCGUGCAGGGAAGAAACACCUGUCCAGCCUGCAGCGCUUCUAUGGUGCGAAGCAGCCAGGAAAGGGGCUGGAGCAGCAUCCCAGACAGCAGGAGGAAUCCGGGCAGGAGGAGAGCAAGGCCGAGGCUCCUCUGUUGGCCCAGACCCGGCUUAUCACUCAGAAGGCGCUGCACAGAGCUCCUCACUACAAUAGCUGCUGCCGCCGAAAAAGCAGACCGGAAGCCCCCCGACUCUCUGCCCCCCAGGGCCCUCCGCCACUCCCGGUGCCUGAGGUCCAGAGUGGGAUGGGCAAGGAAGCCCGGCCAGCAGUGGGCUCCCAGGCGCAGGAGCCCGACGCCGGCCCCACCCCCACCCCUCUGAGCCCCACCAGGAGACGCACUCUGGACCACUACCUCCACCUACGGAGCUCUGGAUGGAUCCCAGAUGGACAAGGCCGAUGGGUCAAAGAUGCGAAUGUCGAAUUUGACUCAGAUGAGGACGAGCCCCCCGGCCCCCCCUUGGACUGACACCGUCCCCGCUCAAUUCAUAAAUAAACCACAGCAGGUGCCGGGCGAGUCUUCCCUCCAGCCAGGUGGCCCGUCCCCGUGCCGUCCUUCAGCUCCGCUGGUUCUCAGGCGGGCCAAGUCUUCCCACAGUGGACACGGCUCCCCAUAUUCCUGACCCCUCCCCCCGUCCUCCCAA